Molecule: messenger RNA, 724 nt
Organism: Polypterus senegalus (gray bichir)
Lineage: Eukaryota; Metazoa; Chordata; Cladistia; Polypteriformes; Polypteridae
Product: histone H1-like
Exons: 1
Coding region: 62-670 (202 amino acids)
Biological process (GO): nucleosome assembly
Cellular component (GO): nucleosome
Molecular function (GO): structural constituent of chromatin; DNA binding
Source: RefSeq, a predicted model, not a curated record
AGAGGCUGAGCCUGCGCUCGCAGCUGAAAUUUACAGAGAAAUCCAAGUGUGUCUUUUCGAAAUGGCAGAAACCGCUCCAGCAGCUCCCGCGCCGGCUAAAGCGCCAAAGAAGAAACCGAGCUCGAAGCCUAAGAAGAUUGGCCCUAGUGUGUCCGAUUUGAUCGUGAAGGCUGUGUCGGCUUCAAAGGAGCGUCAUGGACUAUCUUUGGCUGGGCUCAAGAAGGCUCUUGCAGCUGGUGGCUACGAUGUGGAGAAGAACAACGCACGCGUAAAACUGUCUGUAAAAAGUCUUGUGAGCAAAGGCUCUCUCGUGCAGACAAAAGGCACCGGCGCGGCUGGAUCCUUUAAAAUCAACAAGAAGCAAGCAGAAGCCAAGGAGAAAGCCACGAAGAAAAAGGCGGCUCCGAAUAAGAAGCCGGCUGCCGCCAAAAAAGUGAAAAAGCCAGUAGCUAAGAAACCCGCAGCAGCCAAGAAGACCGCUAAGAAGCCUGCCGCAGCCAAAAAGACCGCUAAGAAGCCUGCCGUAGCCAAGAAAGCCGCCAAGAGUCCCAAGAAAGUGAAGCCCGCUGCAAAGCCUAAAAAGGCAACAAAGAGUCCGAAGAAGGCCAAAGUAUCAAAGCCUAAAGCAGCCAAACCUAAAACUGUGAAGAAGGCUGCACCGAAAAAGUGAUCCGUUUUAUACGUGACCCGAUAACUAGAGAUCAACGGCUCUUUUCAGAGCCCC